AUGUCUCCACAGCCGAGAGAGGACCGAAUGAACCUGGGCAUGGGCAUCUCCCCUGUUUGUGCCGCCUUUUCGUCGUCCCUUUUCGUCGGUAGGAUUCUCCCGGUAAACCCUAUUUUUCACACCCCGACAAGCACACAAACUCCCCCCAAAGCCGGCCCUGCUAGAACUACGCAAGCCUCCUAUAUGUCCUGGGACCUUCUCCUUUCAGCGGGCCUGUCCAGGGCACUUGUUGGUCGGGAGCUCCAAAACCAUGGCCACGGAUGA
Molecule: messenger RNA, 264 nt
Organism: Colletotrichum tamarilloi
Lineage: Eukaryota; Fungi; Ascomycota; Sordariomycetes; Glomerellales; Glomerellaceae
Exons: 1
Coding region: 1-264 (87 amino acids)
Source: RefSeq, a predicted model, not a curated record